Molecule: messenger RNA, 831 nt
Organism: Penicillium verhagenii
Lineage: Eukaryota; Fungi; Ascomycota; Eurotiomycetes; Eurotiales; Aspergillaceae
Product: C2H2-type zinc finger protein
Exons: 2
Biological process (GO): regulation of transcription by RNA polymerase II
Cellular component (GO): nucleus
Molecular function (GO): RNA polymerase II transcription regulatory region sequence-specific DNA binding; DNA-binding transcription factor activity, RNA polymerase II-specific
Source: RefSeq, a predicted model, not a curated record
CUCCUACCAGAUUUGCCCAGCAUACAAUGUCCAAACUGCUACGAUGAAUUUUAUUAUCGUGGUGACUUGGCUAACCACUGUGACUAUUUUGGUCACCACGCAGAGUGUGAAACCUGCCCCAGGGCUUUUUUGACUUGGACGUCCUGCAACCAACAUAUAAAUCAGUUGGGCCAUCGCCAACCGCAAUUCGAAUGUGACACUUGCACUCAAAAAUUUGCAACUGAGUCGUUAGCCGACCAACAUAUGAACUCCUAUGGGCACUGGAAAUACUAUUGUGAGCCCUGUGGUCGCAAGUUCGGCAGCGAGGCGAAUCUACGUGCGCAUAAAAACUCCCGUCUCCACCGUGGCACCGGCAUCAGUUGCCCCUUCUGCAAGGCCAGUUUCGUGACAUUGAGCGGCGUUGCCCACCACGUGGAGACCGGAUCCUGCCCCAACGCCCCAAGUCUGAACCGGGAGUCUCUUUACAAGAUUAUCCGAGAAUCCGACCAACAAGGCUUGAUUACACAGAAGCAAAUCGGAUGGCACGAGGAAGAGCACAUCGAGUAUGCUCCAACCCAACGCGCUUUCAAUGGCAGAAUGUGGGAGUGUUACGUCUGCCACAAAGAAUUCUUCACCUCGCGAGCCUUGACGCAGCAUAUCAAUUCGCCUGUCCAUAAAAGCAAGAUCUAUCACUGCCCCAAUAUGCGAUGCGGCAAGGAGUUUACAGCAUUGGCUGCGUUAUUCAAUCACCUUGAAAGCGAGUCUUGCCACAUGAUGCGUUUUGAGAAUGUGCAAAAGCUACAGGAUACUCUGACUGGUGCGAUGUCGGGCCGCCGGCAGAUUGCUUUCUGA